Messenger RNA from Lytechinus variegatus (green sea urchin), 1644 nucleotides. RefSeq names its product CD209 antigen-like. NCBI's taxonomy places the organism in Eukaryota, Metazoa, Echinodermata, Echinoidea, Temnopleuroida, Toxopneustidae. Bases 404 to 1318 code for a protein of 304 amino acids. The transcript has 4 exons. The record is from RefSeq and is a predicted model, not a curated record.
UUCAUUCUUCCUCCUCCUCCUCUUCUUCAUCUCCUUCUUGAUCACCGUCGACCUUCCCCUAUUAAAUCAUACACAGCGAUGUUUACGAAAAAACAAACGUUUAAUAAGCAAACAAAUAGCAGUUAUGUUAUCUACACAAUCCAACAAUGGGAUACUAAUGAACAAUAAUAUGUUGAUCACACAAUUAAAUUCUCUUUAUUGUAGCGAAAUUAAUUGUGUCAUGAGCUACUAUACGUUAGACGAGCAUAUUGGCAGCUAUGAAUUCUUUAACGGCAAUUAUCGCCUCUGUUACGCAAACAGAAGUCCUGUAUCGAGGAAGUAGGCUAAUAAUGCCUUUAUUAAAACAUGAAGGGUGUCCCUUGCGAAUAGAAUCAUAUAACAAUCAUCACGUCUGAACAAAGUGAUGCCAUUACUUUAUUGUUCAGAUCAGGACACAGAAGUGGCCUCAUAUAGGACGAUGGCUAUUUGUAACAGUUAUUUUUCGGGACUUUUUUCGUCGAAAGUUACUACUGUUCAUGUGACUCUGACACUCAUGAUGUGUUUCAGCCAAGUAUUGUCUGAUUGUCCUGAAGGAUGGGGUGAAUUUUCGUCCAGUUGCUACUACUUACAUGCCGGUAGCAUGAGCUGGGACACAGCGUCUACCACAUGUCAAAAUCAAGGAGCUUUGAUAGUUGAGAUAACAUCAACUGAGGAGAACACGUACGUCAAUAGCAUCUCGAAUGGACAGUAUAUAUGGCUUAAUUGCAGAGAUGAUGUCACAGAGGGGGAAUUCCUAUGUGGAGAAGAUGACCAUCCAGUCACUUACACAGCUUGGGGCCCUUCAAAGCCAUCCGGUAUACCUUCUUUUGACUGCAUGUAUUUCCUCGCUGGGUCUUGGGGCGAUACCAAUUGCGCAAUCCCGAUAUCGGUCGUCUGCGAGAAGGACAAUGAUCUACCUGUACCAACAACGGAACAUUCAAUGUCCACAGUCCCAGUCACAACAGAGUGCCCGAUCACUACCGAAGACCCGAUCACUGCAAAUGGCGCGAUCUCCACCGAGAAGGCUGGGAUCGACGAAGAGCAAAUAAUUGCGAGUGCCUACAUGCAAAAAGAUUCAACCCGUCCAGGGUAUUGUCUUGUUGGUCACGUGAUUAGAGACAUCCAAUCAUCAUCUUUGAUCCGUUGCUUAGACAGCUGCAUCAGGUCACCAAAUUGUUCUUCAAUGAAUGUUAACUCGCAUGAAGGAACGUGUCAACUUAACAACUCAACUAAAACAGUGUCCAGCUCAGACUUCAAAAGAGUAGAUAAUUGCGAAUAUUUUGAGUAUUUCUUGUCAUGAAUUACUUUAUCGACAAAAGCAUAAAACAUGAGUUUGAGUUGGUUAUUUUUCUUCUGGUAUCUAUUUAAACAAAGUGUUAAAAUCAGGCAAACUGUUUUGUAGUAAGCAAUUUAAAGAAAAAUAUCUCAUGUAUAUAUAUGUAACAUAGAUAAUAAUACAUCGCGUUUAUCAUACUGUGGAAAAAAAGACAUUUUUGGGGGGUUUUCUUUCCACAAUAAAUGUUAUCAUUUUAUACAAUAACAUUAAACAUUAUAUUUUUAGUUAUUCAAUUAGAAGCAGGUAUUUUGGUAGCUAUUAUGGAGGGGGGACUUUGUCGCCACCCACCC